AUGGGAUAUAAGAUAUAUUCUAACUCUGACUUAGUUCAAACAGUAACAUGGGCAAACUAUGAAUGGUUCGCUUUGAGAAACUCAGUACAACCACAAGCUAGAGAACAAACAGACCAGUAUGCAAAUAUUGAGAAAAUAAGAAGACUUGACCCUAACGUUCCAGGAGUUUAUGUUAACCUUUCUGGUUCAGAUGGAACUGCUGCCACUAAAGUAAAACUGAAACUUAGAGUUCCUUUGUCAUCUUUCCUCAUCUUCAGGUUUUUAAGAUACUUGCCAAACUGGGCAGGAAAAAUUUCUAUUGAACUUACUCCAAGCAAAAAUAACUUAGUCAUUGCACCAACACAAGACCCAUUCAGCAUUACUGUAGCUGGAACUGGUGGAGCCAAGUUCUGUGACUUUUGCAAAGACAAAGUUGACUUAGACUUUGGUUUCUCAAACUUCAACAAUGAAGUAAACUAUUAUUUCAAUGCUGCUGGAACUGCUUGGGACCCAGUUAAGUUCACAUGCGAAAAGUUUGAAUGCAAGAGAAUAGAAAGCAGACUUGCAGUCUAUAUGUUGGACCCAGAUAUUUCAAAUGCUUUAGCUGCCAAAUAUAUUGCAGUUCCACUUAUGUUCCCUAUACACCAAAUAUCUGUCAAAGACUUUGCAGGUGAAGUUGGAAACCAAAGUGCUGACCCAGGUGCAAGAACAGAUAUUGCUUUAACAACUGCAAUGAAACAUGCAGAUACUAUGUUUGUACUGUUCAGACGAACUAUAAAUGACUAUUCUUGUUUCUACAACCCUGGUAUUAAAUAUCAUAUAAACAUAGAUGGCAAAUAUUAUCCAAGAGAAGAAUAUUCUACAGUUGAGGAUAUGAG
Trichomonas vaginalis G3 is the source of this 857-nucleotide messenger RNA. Its product is annotated as protein of unknown function, DUF4106 family. The transcript has a single exon. The record is from RefSeq and is a predicted model, not a curated record. The annotation marks the transcript as partial. NCBI's taxonomy places the organism in Eukaryota, Parabasalia, Trichomonadida, Trichomonadidae.